Molecule: messenger RNA, 1591 nt
Organism: Daphnia pulex (common water flea)
Lineage: Eukaryota; Metazoa; Arthropoda; Branchiopoda; Diplostraca; Daphniidae
Gene: Rad23
Product: UV excision repair protein RAD23 homolog B-like
Exons: 8
Coding region: 88-1233 (381 amino acids)
Biological process (GO): proteasome-mediated ubiquitin-dependent protein catabolic process; nucleotide-excision repair
Cellular component (GO): nucleoplasm; cytosol
Molecular function (GO): damaged DNA binding; polyubiquitin modification-dependent protein binding; ubiquitin binding
Source: RefSeq, a predicted model, not a curated record
UUCAUCGAUUGAGUUUGGCAACGUCUUAAAUGCAUGGCGGAUUGGCGACUUUGACGUGAUUUUUUGCAUCGGAAUCGAAAAAAGAGAAUGUUGGUGACGUUCAAAACCCUUCAGAAUACUACGUUUCAAAUUGAAAUUGAUCCUUCCAGCACGGUCAAAACUCUAAAGGAAAAGAUAGAGAAAGAAAAGGGUGUUGAUUAUCCAGCUGUCGGUCAGAAGCUCAUCUAUGCAGGGAAAAUACUUGAUGAUGUUAGUGUUUUGUCUGAACAUGGAAUUGAUGAGAAAAAGUUUAUCGUCAUUAUGGUUACAAAGCCCAAGGCUAGUGAACCAGCUACUACUACCCCAGCUGAGACCACAACACAGCCAGCGGCCACACCUGCUCCUGUUGUAGUACCAGCUGCAGCUCCAGCACCUACAUUGGCAGCUCCACAAGGAGAUGCUUCUGUUUCAACAGGGUUAUUGGCUGCUGAAUCAGCACUGAUUGUUGGGGAUGAUUACAAUCAAAUGGUUCAGAACAUUAUGGAUAUGGGCUAUCCUCGUGAUCAGGUCGAACGGGCUCUUAGGGCCAGUUUUAACAACCCCGACAGAGCGGUCGAGUAUCUUCUGACUGGCAUACCUGACAGAGCGGACGUUGGUGAAGGUGCCCCGGGUGGUGGUGGUCAAGGUCCCGAUGAAGCAGCACUCGAAUUCAUUCUUGGUGGAAGAGGGCAAUCGGAAGCUGCAUUAUCGAUGGAAGGAGAGGGUGAAGAAGGCGACGAGCUUGCUCCUGGUGAAGAUCCCCUUGCUUUCCUGCGCAGUCAACCUCAGUUCGCGCAAAUGCGACAAGUCGUCCAACAGAAUCCAUCUCUUCUGAAUGCUAUUUUGCAACAAAUUGGUCAAACAAACCCUGCACUUCUUCAAAUGAUUUCACAAAAUCAAGCAGCCUUCUUUCGAAUGUUGACUGAGCCCUCUUCAGGCACAGCAGGAUCAGCUAGCGUUACACCUGCUAGCGGUGCUCAACCAGGAACGGGAAGCGGAAGAGCAGCAGAGUCACCUCGUCAGGGCCAGGAAGAAGGUGCUGGAGACUAUUUUGCUCCUGGUGUCAUACAUGUUACACCCCAAGAUAAGGAAGCCAUAGAGAGGUUGAAGGCAUUGGGUUUCCCUGAACAUUUGGUAGUACAGGCUUAUUUUGCGUGUGAGAAGAACGAAAACUUGGCUGCUAAUUUUCUUCUUUCUCAAAACUUUGAUGACUGAAUAUUUUUGACUUGCUGGAAGAAAACAUGCGAGUGGGGGCGGUUACGAAAUUGACGGAAGAGCUGCUGAGUUAUUGUAAAGUUGCCCAAUUUUCUUCCUGUAUCGAACGUUUGCUCUAGCUGUCACCAUCUUUUCUGUUUCUCUACUUUUCCACUAGAGUGGCGUUCAUUUUGCAGUUAAUUACUUGCUGUUUCCCGCAACAAAAUAAAACCCUGUAUUGUUUGGAAGAGCGUUUCUUGGGUCAUUACUUAUUAAAAAAUGCUCUGAAAUGUUCUUUAAAAAAAUCUUUUCUGUGUUGUGCCGUGUACCAGCACUUGCCUUUCUUUGAAAAUAGGAAUACAACAGCGAAAGGAUGAAA